GCGGCGAGGUGUAGCUGCACACGCGAGUCCCCGUAGCUGCAAGCGCGCCCGACCCGCAGCAGCUGGAGGCCCUCGCCGCGAGUGCUUGUCGCGAUGGCCGACGCCGAGGCCGACAAGCGCGCAGAGGCCGAGAUUGAAAUCUGGAAGGUCAAGAAGCUCGUCAAGAACCUCGAGGCGGCACGCGGGAACGGCACGUCGAUGAUCUCGCUGAUUCUGCCGCCGGGCAGCCAGAUCUCUCAGGCGUCCAAGAUGCUUGCCGAGGAGUACGGCACGGCGUCCAACAUCAAGUCGCGCGUGAAUCGCCUCUCCGUCCUCUCGGCCAUCACCUCGACCCAGCAGCGGCUCAAGCUCUUCUCCAAGGUUCCUCCGAACGGUCUCGUCAUCUACUGCGGCACGAUCCUGACCGACGAAAACAAGGAGCGGAAGGUCAACAUCGACUUCGAGCCCUUCAAGCCGAUCAACACGUCCCUGUACCUGUGCGACAACAAGUUCCACACCGAGGCGCUGCAGGAGCUCCUCAUGUCGGACGACAAGUUCGGGUUCAUCAUCAUGGACGGUAACGGCUGCUUGUACGGCACUCUGGCGGGCAACCACCGAGAGGUGAUCCACAAGUUCUCGGUCGACCUGCCGAAGAAGCACGGCCGCGGCGGCCAGUCGGCGCUGCGCUUCGCGCGGCUGCGGCUCGAGAAGCGUCAAAACUACGUGACCAAGUGCGCCGAGAUGGCGACGCAGAUGUUCAUCACCAACGACAAGUGCAACGUGUCUGGGCUGGUGCUGGCCGGCUCGGCAGACUUCAAGGUGGUGCUCUCCGAGUCGGACAAGUGCUCAAGACGGUGGACGUGUCGUACGGCGGAGAGAACGGCUUCAACCAGGCGCGAGCUGGGUAGUCGCGAGGCGAUUGAGCUGUCGGCCGAGACGCUGGGCAACGUCAAGUUCGUGCAGGAGAAGAAGCUCAUCUCGCAGUACUUUGAGCAGAUCUCGCAGGACACGGGCAAGUUUUGCUUUGGGAUCGACGACACGCUCAAGGGGCUCGAGAUGGGCGCCGUGCAGAUCCUCAUCGUGUGGGAGAACCUGGCGACCUUGCGGUACACGCUCAAGGACGCAAACAGUGGGGAGGAGGAGGUGAGGCACAUGUCGCCCGAGCAGGAGGCCGACAAGUCCAACUUCGUCUCCAAGGAGGGCGCCGACCUCGAGGUGGUCGACAAGGUGCAGCUGGUCGAGUGGUUCGCGUCCAACUACAAAAACUUUGGCGCGACGCUCGAGUUUGUGACAAACCGCUCGCAAGAGGGCUCGCAGUUUGUCAAGGGGUUUGGCGGGGUGGGAGGCAUCCUCCGGUACAAGGUCGAUUUCAUGGAGCACGACUACGACAACGACGACUCGGACUAGCCGCUCCGCGCGGGGAGCCACCGGGGAGCCACCGCCGCCGGACCGGCCGCGGAGGGGGACGGGGCCGCGUCCCGCCAACGGCAGCCGCGCCCGCCGUUCGCACGCCACCGGGCGGUUCCGGGACGCGGGAGCCGCGUGCCUCGACCCCUCCGACGGCGUGAUGGCGCGGUCUUCGGAGAAGAUUCAUUGUAUCUAUAAUCUAUAAUCUGUGGUGUGUCGACCCCCUCGCUGCGCAUGUCCCGGGAGACUACGUGUUGUGGCGUCCAGAAGAACGUUCACAUGAAAAAAUUACUCCCGUAUGC
Emiliania huxleyi CCMP1516 is the source of this 1688-nucleotide messenger RNA. RefSeq lists its product as hypothetical. Gene Ontology annotation, biological process: cytoplasmic translational termination. The record is from RefSeq and is a predicted model, not a curated record. Gene Ontology annotation, molecular function: sequence-specific mRNA binding; translation release factor activity, codon specific. The transcript is spliced from 8 exons. Gene Ontology annotation, cellular component: cytosol; translation release factor complex. Bases 94 to 1386 code for a protein of 430 amino acids. Lineage: Eukaryota; Haptophyta; Isochrysidales; Noelaerhabdaceae.